UAAAUGGGGAAUAAAUUCACACAUUGCACUAAUAAGCUUGACUAAAUAAACAUCAUGCAGUCCUACUUGGUUCUACUGUUGGCCACUAUCGGCAUCUCUCACUCCCAAGUAAUUCAUACAGGGAAAUGCCCUCAGGUGCAACCACUGCAAAACUUCGAUGCAGCAAGUUAUCUAGGAACUUGGUAUGAGAGCCAAAGGUACUUGAUGGUCUUUGAGAUUGGCACACGUUGUAACUCGGCUACGUACUCCUUGAAUACCAACGGAUCCGUGGAUGUACUUAAUAAAUGUAUUUUUAAUAUUGGUGGAAUUACACAAAUCAUCCAGGGUACUGCUAACCUGGUGGGCGACGGAGUGGGACAACUGGACGUAUACUUCCCAACACAAAAUGCUGAAGCGAACUACUAUGUUAUCGGUUCGGACUACAAAAACUGGGCGGCAGUUUUUAGCUGUAGGGAGCUACCUCUUAACUUACACUCCAGGUUCGCUUGGGUUUUAACGAGGGAACGAGACGCUUCUGAAGAACAUAUUGCAGCGGCCAGAGCAGCUUUGGAAUCUCAAAGUUUGGAAACUAGCCCCCUUAAUACCGUGAAUCAUGAAAACUGUGGUAGCAUUUAAAUCAAUUUGUUAAUAAAGUUGCCAUUCUGGUUUUAAUAAGUUAA
Messenger RNA from Anthonomus grandis grandis, 659 nucleotides. Its product is annotated as apolipoprotein D-like. The transcript has 5 exons. Lineage: Eukaryota; Metazoa; Arthropoda; Insecta; Coleoptera; Curculionidae. Bases 55 to 615 code for a protein of 186 amino acids. Gene Ontology annotation, molecular function: pigment binding. The record is from RefSeq and is a predicted model, not a curated record.